Messenger RNA from Panonychus citri (citrus red mite), 976 nucleotides. RefSeq names its product ubiquitin carboxyl-terminal hydrolase isozyme L3-like (gene Uch). Lineage: Eukaryota; Metazoa; Arthropoda; Arachnida; Trombidiformes; Tetranychidae. Gene Ontology annotation, cellular component: cytoplasm. Gene Ontology annotation, molecular function: cysteine-type deubiquitinase activity. The record is from RefSeq and is a predicted model, not a curated record. Bases 121 to 846 code for a protein of 241 amino acids. Gene Ontology annotation, biological process: ubiquitin-dependent protein catabolic process; protein deubiquitination. The transcript has a single exon.
AGCUCCAAUUGAACAACAAUUAACAUCUUACCCAAAGAAAACUGUCUCUUUAAUCAGUCUAGUGUUUUGUUAACUAAUCACAAUUUAUUUUUUCUUCAAUCGUUACUUUUGACCUUUAAAAUGGAAACAAUUAGUUGGGUCCCUUUAGAAUCUAAUCCUGAUAUGAUGAACAAUCUGAUUGACAAUUUGGGUGUUUCAUCUGAAUGGAAGUUUGUUGACAUUUAUGGAUUUGAAGAAGAUCUUUUAUCAUUUAUUCCUCAGCCUGUUUUGUCUGUUAUAUUGCUCUUUCCAUGUGGUGAAAUCGGUUCCCCAGACUCUCAGCCAGAAUGUGACCGGAAACCCGACGAAAGCGGCGAUUCACCCAAAGAGAUGAGUGCAACUUGCAAGGAUGAAAAUGCGAUUUACUUCAUGGCACAAACCAUUCAAAAUGCUUGUGGCACCAUCGCCAUUAUCCAUUCCGUGGCUAAUGUCAUGGAUUCUAUCACUUUCACCGAGAAUUCAUCUCUGAAAAAGUUCAUCGAAGACACCAAAGGAUUAACACCUCUCGCAAAGGCUGAAGUCCUGAUGAACACCGCCGUGAUUAGUGAUACUCUCCAUGAAAUAGCUCAAACUGGCCAAACCGAAGCUCCAGAUCCAACUGCAAAUACCGAUUGUCAUUUCGUUGCACUGACUCACAUCAAUGGUCAUUUGUAUGAAUUAGAUGGACGAAAACCCGGACCAAUCAAUCACGGGCCCUCUUCGCCAGCAACUUUCCUCAAAGACGCCACCAGAAUUUGUCAAGCUUAUCUAGAUAAAAGUCCACAGUCUUUCAAGUUCAGUGCUUUGGCUCUUUGCAAAGAUGUUUAAUCAUCGGCAAUUACGGUUAAUCAAUUAUUCACUUUUUCUAUGAAUCACAUUUGUAACGUUUCGAUAAUUAUUCUUUCAUCAAUUUGGUUUUACAUCAAUCGAUAUGAAAUAAACUUUAAUUUUAUUGUUA